Molecule: messenger RNA, 5083 nt
Organism: Ictalurus furcatus (blue catfish)
Lineage: Eukaryota; Metazoa; Chordata; Actinopteri; Siluriformes; Ictaluridae
Product: KIAA1328 ortholog
Exons: 12
Coding region: 210-1943 (577 amino acids)
Source: RefSeq, a predicted model, not a curated record
AGCCUGCUAACAUCACACCAACACACGGUAACCAAAAAAAGCACAGAAAUACUGAAUGUCUAUUGGUCAACAAAAUGAUAGACGGCUAAUUUAGCGAAUAAUAAAAUCCGAACAGGGCUCAGCCCGGAUGUCUAAUCCAAUCACAAUCACGGAAGGCAAAAAAAGGAGGAGCUUUUUAAGUUCCUCUGGAAGUGGCGGUUUGUUUCAAUAUGGCGGCGGUUGCUGAGGGAGAAACGGAUGCUGCUGGGAUUUAUUGGAUUAAUGACACUUCAGAAGACGAGCAGUCCGUAGUGUUUGUUCCAGGAGUGAGUAAAAAGAUGGGUCUGAAGUCGGUGUCCGUAAGCAGUAAUGAAAAGAAGGCCAAACCUGCCUUAGACAUCAAAAGGAGGACUGGAAAAAAACCGGGCCGAAUAACGGAUACACCCAUGGCGAAGACGUCUUUGCAGAAAAUCUCUGAAUUUACGUCCAAAUCCAAAAUGCUACCUCGGGUGUCGGCAACAUCAGAGUCGCAGGACGUCUCUCAUAGAUUGCACGUCCAAAGCAAGGCUUCCUUGAAGGACCUAUGUCCGGAAGACAAGCGUCGCAUCGCUAACCUGAUUGAAGAGCUGGCUAAAGUAAGUGAAGAGAAAGAAAUGUCUGUGCAGAGGCUCAAAGACGAACAGGAGACGUUUGAGAAAAAGAUCCAACAGCUGGAAGAGCAGAAUCAACUCAUCGUACAGGAAAGAGAACGCUUGCAGCAGCAGUACAAGGAGUGUCAGGAGCUGCUGGGACUCUAUCAGCAGUACCUUUCCCAACAGCAGGAGAAACUCAACCAGUCCAUCUCCCAGCUGAAUCACUCACACUCGCACUACGAGAUAGCCAGCAGUGAGAGAACAUUAAGCAGAGCCCAUAGUGGGAGAGGAAGAGGUGCUGCUGUCAAUGGCUCUUAUUUGGAUCCCCCUAAUUCAGGAAGAACAGGGUCAGCAGGUUGUACUCACUCAUUUUUAGCUGGCGUCUGUUCUGGGCCAUCUCCCAUGCCCGCAUGCUGUAUUGAGCGUGACCAAGGAAGGCAUGAGGAAGACGCAGCAGAUGUCCACAAGUGUCCACGGGGUGCUUGGAGUGAGUCAGCACAUGACACGCGCCCUAAAAGGGAUCAGGUGGCCAACGAUGCCACCAAGCUGAGAGACUCGUGGCACAGAUUGGGACUGAAAAAUGGAACCGGAUGCUGCGCAGAUGAGCCCAGUGAGACGGUGCCCUACGUUGGCAGGGAGGACUGGGAGGAGAAGCGCCAGCGUUUGCUGGUUCAGAAGAAGCAGCUGGAGGCGGAAAGAGAGCGGCUGCAGGCUCGCCUUGCUGAGCAAGAAGAGAGGCUGCUAAAACAGAACCAGGAGCUCAGACAGUCCCGUCUCAACCACAGCAAGUUCCAGCAAGAAUUUGAGCAGUCUUUUAAUGAAAUCAGAUUUAAUGAAGCACCUCACCCCAGUGUCACUGCAGAUCCACACAGCGAAAGAAAAUCAGGAGGUCUUCAAGCCUUGAAGGGAAGUGUCAGACAGCCUUUAAAUGAAGUUCAACCACAGGAGCACAACCUUCCACAAGCUGAACCCAGACUUUCAAAAGAUCUCUCCACAGUUGCUAUGAAGGAUAUGGCCACUUCUCCUGUGCAUUCCCAGAACUUCCAAAAGUCUUCUCUACAGCGGGCGUACCCCGUCAGCCAUCCCAGAACCCCCGAGUCACCAAAGUUGGAUUCCUCUCUGAUUGAGCUCUUGGAUAUUUUUAGUCCGAUUAGUAAUGCGGAGAGAAGCAGAGUCAGCUGGUCUACACACAGGAGUCUCACUGGCCCUCGUCAGCCUCUCGGUGCCGUUCGGCCCGCGCACAGCUCUGUGCUUUCUCCCCGAGGCCAAACACAUCCCUCACAGGAAGAUCUGCAGGAGAGUCAGAUUCUAGAGGACAUCUUCUUCAUCUGAUAAAAAAAUAAAAUAAAAAUCGUCUUCACCAGAACCUUAAUGAGAGCACAAAACGCCGCCUAAUAAUGCACAUGGAGCUAAAUCGCUAACCAUAAAACAACUGUGCAUUUAUUUUAUUUCUAAUUUCAUUACUAGAUUUCUAAUUAUUUGUUCGUCUCAUAUUGCUUUACGAGGCCUUUGUAUUACUGCCUUAAUUGUAAACUUAUGCCAUAGUAAUCAUGGGUUUUAUUAUUUGUAAGUUAAACUUUUUUUUUUUACUCUAAUGAUAAUAAAUAUGUAUUUAUUAAUUUUUGCUUCUGAGGUCCAAAUUAAAGCAGGGUGCACACUUCAUGACUUAUGCAUCCGCCAUAACAUUAAAACCACCUGCCUAUUUAUUGUGUAGGUCCCCCUUGUGCCACCAAAACAGCUCUGACCCGUCGAGGCAUGGACUCCACAAGACCUCUGAAGUUGUGCUGUGGUAUCUGGCACCAAGACAUUAGCAGCAGAUCCUUUAAGUCCUGUAAGUUGCGAGGUAGGGCCUCCAUGGAUCGGACUUAUUUGUCCAGUACAACCCAGAGAUGCUCAAUCGGAUUGAGAUCUGGGGAAUUUGGAGGCACCUCAAACAGGGUGGCAGGGUGUGUUAUCCUGCUGAAAGACGCCACUGCAGUUAGACAAUACCAUUGCCAUGAAGGGGUGUACUUGGUCUGCAACAUUGUUUAGGUUUUGGCUGUGGGGAUUUGUGCUCAUUCAAACACAAGAGUCUUAGUGAGGUUGGGCACUUAUGUGAGGUGAGAAGGUCUGGGGUGGCAUCGGCGUUCCAGUUCAUCCCAAAGGUGUUCAUUCGGGUUGAGGUCAGGGCUCUGUGCAGGACACCCGAGUUCUUCAAUACCCACCUGGCAAACCAUGUCUUCAUGGAGCUCGCUUUGUGCACAUGGGCAUUGUCAUGUUGGAACAGGUUUGGGCUUCUUAGUUCCCCUGAAAAAGUGUAAUGAUACAGCAAGCAAAGCCAUUCUCUAUACAAUUGUGUGCUUACAGUGUUGUGGCAAAAGUUUGGGGAAGGACCACAUACAAGUGUGGUGGUUAGGUGUCCACAAACUUUUGGCCAUACGGUGUGGUUCAGAAUAGAUGAAACCAAUUCUACAGCUCUCUUCACAAGACUAUGCUGGAAUAAUUUUUUUUUUUCUUUUGCUUUAAUGGACAUUAACACUUUUAUUAUCACUUCGCAUGAAGUAUCAAGGUGCGCUAGACUUUGUAAAUCCCACUCCUACUUGCUCCUGAAGGAUUUCCUCCUGCAGUUAUUGUUGGUAUCCUUUUCAAACUAAAUCAAAUAGAAAUAAAAAUUCUUGCACUGUGGAAUAGUGAAUUCUGUUAUGACCGGCGCUGUCAGAGCCGUGGGUUGCGCAUCACUAUCCAGUGCGAGUUGAUGCUUUCUUUCCAACAAAACGGCCAAAAUAAAUAGUGAUGUCCUGUAACAGCUUUUGAAAAGACAACUAGUCACCUAGUCUUAAUACUUUUAUAAAUUAGUGGUUGACUAGUAAAAAUGAGCAGUUGUGCAACCCCUAUCGUGUGUGUAAUAAAAUCAAUUCGAAUGAAAUCAGUGAAUUUUAAUGGAUAAUUUUUCAUUUGUGCAGCACUAAAUUGUGAUGAUAUUUCUCCAUGCCAAAUCCCUCUCGCAUUUAUAUUUCAAAUUAUUCUGUUUAUAGGGCAGCACUUAAGAUGCACUUAAGGACUGUUUGCGUUUCAUUAUAGUGUGUAUAAGAACGUCCAAUUAUUUUUCCACUCCUAUUUCUACGGCUCAUCAGACGUUUUUCAAAACGGAGAUAUAAAAUUUGUUCUUGUGUAACGUGAAAUGCAUUCGUCAUACCAGCACAAUAACAGUCGUUCUGGAUGAAACACUUACACAUUAAAAGUUUAUAUUGAUUGGUUUUAGUUUAUCAAAAGUUUUGCACCCUAACUUGUGAAAGUGCGUGUAUAUUACCUUGAUUUGAAGUGGCUGUUGUAUACAAUCAGCGACUCCAGCAACACAUAAAACGAACAAACAGAUAAAACACCACGUAAAAAGGCUCGUACACAGCAGGAAAUCGGGGAGGCAUAACGCUGGUUUAUUCUAGACUGUGCUUUAUUAAUCGGGCUAAGCGGAGACGCAUCAUUCAGUAAAAUUACAAAACAAGAGUCCAGGGAGCAGAAGGAAUGCACAGUUCAGAGGUACAGCAGGAGCAGUUAAAGCACUCUGACUGCUAAUAGCUCUCAUUGGGAUAGACUUGGCAAUCAUUCACACAGAAAACCCAGCACCCUCAAGUGUGCUCAAAAUUCUCACAACUUCCUUUUUUUUCUUUUCUUAUUGUAAUUUUCUUUCUUUCUUUUUUUUUUUUUUUAAAACCAUUUGUUGCUUGCCAUUUGCUAUGCCCUUGUAUGAAUUUUGGAUGUAGGUCGAGAAGAUAGCAAGGAAUGGCUGAGGAGACAGAUGGGUUAGCAUUCCGAUCAAUCGCAGGAGUCACAGGAACUCAAGCGAGCCAGAGCAAUUUGCUGGAUUUCAUACGAAUGAAGCCCUGGGGUGGAAAAGUACAGGAAAAUCAUACACUUAAGUAAAGAAAAUUGGUUUUGUGGUAAAAAGGCAGUCAAUAAAAUGUGUCUGCAAUGACAUAUACUUCUAAAUAUUUAAAAUAAAAUGUUAAUGAUUUAAAAAAGGAAAAAAAAAAGAUGACCAGUUAUAGUAUCCAUACAACCUAGUAUUAAUUUUAAAUAUUUUCAGAUGGUAUUGAUGAAUUUUCUAUAACAGUAGCUGCAAGGUAACUAUUAAUACGCUCUUUUUAUUUAAAAAAAAAAGUAAAACAAAAUCGUUGAUAUGGUGAGGUUCUUGUAGGGAGAUGUUUAUUUAACGUUUAUGGAAGGAGUCUCCAGUGUCAGAGUUUCUAACAGUUUUUUAUUUAUUUUUUUUUUUUAUUAACUUCAUGAAAAAGAAUGUAAGUGAUGGAGGAACUAAUUUGUUUUGUGGAUGUUCCACAACAUUAAAUGUAACUAUAAAUGGAUAAUGGAUUUUUGGAUUGAUUGAAUUGUUGGCAAAGAAAAAUACUUUAGAGUAACGAUCUUUGAGAUUUAUAGCAAGUCAUUGGGGGGGGGGGUGUGUAAGUCAUUUUCCAUUAUUCUCAUGGAAUGCAGAA